AUGUCUGUGCCCGAGCAGCGUGGGCUCCUGAAUGAGUCUACACCACCGAUCGAUACACCACCCACUGCAGUACCAUCACCAGCACAAAUAUUUACAGCACGGCAUCGACCAGGCUACGCAAGAGUUCCCAGUGUGUCUUUCCAGGACGACGCCGUGGCGAAAGACAUCACGGAUACGGACGAGAUCUCUUCGGUGCCCUUGAACAAUGGUGCCGGCCGCAGUCAUGGACUUGGUAUUACGAGCGCUACACCGCCCUCCAAACUUAGCGGAAUGGAGACACCACCUGGGCGUGAAUCUGGCACUUUCUCACGAACCAGGGAACGAGCGACAAGCGUUGGUACACCUUUGAUGUCCGCGCCGUCGACUGGAGUGCUCAGCGGCAGCACUUUCAAUCAGUCUUUUGGCAGUGAUACUUCCUAUCAGGGCGCCAAGAACCUGGCCAGAGAGUCGCGGACAUCUCUGCAGUCGGGCGCCCAGUCAAUCUAUGCAAAGUCCGAUGCAGGCCUGCUGUCUGUGAAGUCUCGAUACGAAGACUUUGAAGCCCAUCACAACUGUCAGACCACACACGGAGUGAAACGGUCACGCUUCACAAGCUGCGUGUCCAUCACUAUCCUCGUGCUUGCGGUCUUCAGCACCAUCUUCUCUGCAAUCUUCCUGAUUGUCGCCCUAACAGGGCCCAGGUUUGGCAGAAAGAUACGCAGCAAAGGCGGCAUGCUUACACCGUCAUCAGCAGCUUUCCUUACAUCUUUCUUCGCGAAGCUCAUCGAGUUGUCCUUCGUGACGGUGGUAGUGGCGUUCGUGGGUCAGGCUUUGGCGCGACGUGCCUACAAGAAGGAGAAGAGAGCUGGGGUGACUCUGGCCGAGUUGAGCAUGCGAAAUUGGCUCAUGCAGCCCGGAACGAUGCUUACGCAAUGGGAAAGCGUACGCUACGCUGGCCCGACCGUACUCGGUGUGGUCUCUUUCAUUGCCGCUGUCAUGGCAAUACUCUAUACAUCUGCAGCUACGGCACUUGUGCAGCCACAGCUGAAGUUUCCACGUUGGGAAACUCGGCCGCUUUCUGCUCUGGUCAAGACACAAUUCGCCAACCCGCUUUAUAUUGGACCUGCCUGCAAGUCGCCUGUGACCGCGGGAAACGACAAAGUCCGCGACACUACUUGUCUUCAGAUGCAACAUGCUUCUAUGGCGUUUCACAACUACUACAGCUAUCUAAGUUCCUGGUCAGACAUUGCAACUAUAUACGGGAACGGGUCUAUCAUUCCGGAGUAUAGACCUAAGGGAUAUGCGUUGCUCAACGACAACACCACGGUAAUCGCUCCUUGGAUCAACAUGACGAAUGUGACCACCGAGGCGAGCCCACUCGGAACAACAUACUACAUCAACAAUGUCACCAUGGCGGUGCCCCACACAGGACUGCUCGCUGCAGCAGAGGACGCGGAGAAUGCAAUCAUGCAGCCAAGCGAAGUCGAAGGCGCUCAGUACAAUAUCAAGGGCAGCUUGCCAUCUCCAAUAAUAAACGUCCUGUGCGUCACGAUGACUGGAAAUGAUCUGAAACCUUUCGUGUAUGAGGAUUGGUCGGCACCAAAUUACACUUCAGAGUGCGACACAGUGAGAUGGUCAAAUUGGCCCCAUUGCUACGCUUAUCCUAAUGAUACCGACCUGUACCUAAAACAGUCGGAUACCAAGCUCGGCGAGAUAUUCAGAUGGGGAGAGAAAUAUGGACCUUCACGAUAUCCACCAGUAUUCUCCAAAAGACCCACCAACUUCAACACGAUCUUCAACGAUACCACUGGUCUUGGUUGGGGUCGCACCUCACUUUACCUGCUUGCAAAGGGUGAUGAUGUUGACUUUAUAGGGACUCCGACCACUGCCAAUAACGGGAGCAACUUCGCGAUGUGCCAGUUGAGUGUUGGGCUGACUUCAAAUUGCACGUCAGAAUACAGUGCCAGUAGUAGUGGUGGUCGGUUGGAGGCUGUCUGCGAGACAGACGACCCCCUGCGGUACAAUAGGAACGUUAGGAACCCACAAGACGGCAUGUCGACGCUCAACCAAGACUGGCCAAACAUCGGUUCAGAGUGGGCAAGAAGCUUAUCUCUGAGCGCUGGAACGAACGACGCGAAUGCGAGUAACGCCAGACUGCUCAGCCAAUUCAUCGUCACUUCAACGAACUUAUCAGCACAAACACCUUCCACUGCUGAGGCCAUCGCCGUGCUGGCAGGUAGCACUCUUCUCCAGUCCAUCACCGAUGCACCUCUUGCCUUCAAUAGCUCGACCUUGUGGAAUUAUACUCUGGCGACAAUCCAGGGCGACCGCCAAUGGUUCAACGCUAUGCUACGUGUCCAGCAAUACGCAUCAGGAGGCGCCAUGGCAUACCAGAAAGGCUUCUACAUCGUCCUGGUUGCGGUCGUUGUCAUCAAUGUCGCAGUGCUCCUUUACUUCAUCGCGCAUCGAGACUGGUAUACGGACUUCAGUCAGCCGGAAGUGCUUUUUGCGUUGGCAGUCAACAGCCCGCCGAGUGAGAAGUUGGCGGGCAGUUGCGGGUGUGGGCCCGAGGGCAAGCAAUAUCGUGUCAGUUGGAAGCUGGAAGAGGCGGGUGGACACUACUACAUGGAGAGUCAAGAUGAUACGGGUGAUCAUGUUGAUCAUGGCGGGACGCACACCAUCGACGAGAUUUCAUGGUUCUGCUGUCCGACACCUCGGCUGGUCUCUACGUCUCUACCACGUCCCACAUCCACUUCCUCCUAUUACUCGUCACUGCACUCACAAGCAAACAUGGACGAACGAACACUCCCGCCACCCUUCGUCAAUGUCAAAGGCAUCGCCAACUUCCGCGACAUUGGCGAUGGUAGCCUCGUGCGCCACGGUCUCGUCUUCAGGUCGGCCGACCCUGGCAAAGCCACCGAGAACGGCCUCACAAAGAUGAACCAGGAACUAGGCAUCAAAGCCAUCUUCGACCUCCGCUCCACACCCGAAAUCCAACGCGAUGGCCCCGAAUGGGCAGGCGUCGCAGUGGCAGCCCAAGACCCCUUCGCUGCUCACGGCAUGAAGCGCAAUUGGACUCCAGUCUUCGCUGCGAAAGACUAUGGGCCUGAACAGGUUGGACUGCGGUAUCAGCAUUACACGCGUACGGGCUCUGAGGGUUUCGUCAAGGCAUACUAUGACAUUCUGCUCGCGGCGCCAGAGGCAUACACCAGCAUCUUCAAGCACCUGGCUCAAGCCAAUCCUACUCCUUGUCUAGUGCACUGCACAGCUGGAAAGGAUCGGACGGGAGUGCUGGUCGCGUUGCUGUUUAUGCUAGUGGGAAAGGGAGAGGAAGAGAUUGCGGAGGAGUAUAGUCUUACGGAUGUAGGGCUGGAGCCUUUCAAGCCGGUGUUUGUGGAGAGGUUGCUGAACAAUCCGGCGUUGGGAGGGAACAGAGACGGGGUGAUGAAUAUGGUUGCGAGUAAGAAGGAGAAUAUGCUAGCGACUGUGGAGAUGAUUGAGAAAGAGUUUGGAGGGAGUGAGAGUUAUAUGAAGAAGCACUGUGGACUGGGGGAUGAGGAGAUUGAGGCUUUGAGGAGGAAUCUUGGUGGGAAGUGA
This is a messenger RNA of Fulvia fulva, 3576 nucleotides long. RefSeq lists its product as uncharacterized. Gene Ontology annotation, biological process: dephosphorylation. Gene Ontology annotation, molecular function: phosphoprotein phosphatase activity. The transcript has 6 exons. Lineage: Eukaryota; Fungi; Ascomycota; Dothideomycetes; Mycosphaerellales; Mycosphaerellaceae. The record is from RefSeq and is a predicted model, not a curated record. Bases 1 to 3576 code for a protein of 1191 amino acids.